GCAUGGCGCAGCGAGAGUGACGGGGAGCAGUGGCUAAUCUUCGGAUAUUCAGUGGAUAUUUUUGGAGAUCAUGCAGAAAUCCUGAAAUGAGAGUGUGGUGAAAGACUACGAAAGUCGGAUUCAACACUGGAAGAAGGUGUCAGGUGACUAUGAAGCCCUGGAUGACCGCCUCAAAACUCUGCCAGAUCAGCUGUCGUAUGACAUCAUGGUGCCAUUUGGCCCUUUGGCCUUUAUGCCAGGAAAACUGGUGCACACCAAUGAAGUCACAGUGUUGCUGGGCGAUAACUGGUUCACCAAGUGCUCUGCCAAGCAAGCUCAAAAAAUUGUCGAUCACAGGAUGAAGUAUGUGAAGAAUGAACUAGAUGGUCUGUCCAAGACAAUGAAAAACUUUGAAGCCAAAGUUGGGUUUGCAAAGGAUUUGGAAACCAUCUCUGCUAGUAAAGGCGACUAUGUUGACAUCAGAGAGGAGGUUGGAAACAAUGACUCUGUUGUCACCAAAGGAAAGCAGAGAAUAGCUCACAAACCAAACUCGAAGCCCAAACUGGAUGUGGUUUUUGAUUUUAAAGAUAAUGAGGAGGAUGAAGAAGAAGACAGAGAUGGUGGGAGAGGGAAAGGCAUUAUGAGUGAGGAGGAGCUGUGGGCUAGACUGGAUGAACUCGAGAAACUGGAGGAACUACAAGAUGAGCAGGACAGAUUAUCUGAUAAUGGAGACAUGAAUGGGGAGGACACAUCAUCCUCUUCCUCAGAGGAGGAGAAGGAGGCAGAUGCUACGACUCCAGUAAAUGGGCUGAGUUUGAAGCCAGGAUGGAGCUCACUGCCUUCCAGCACAGCGCCACUUAGACAGGACAGGAAAGAGGAAGAAGACUUUGAGGAGGAGGAAGAAGAAGCCAACUGUUUGCCGACUAUCUACUUUUCUCACACAGUUGAACCCAAGAAGGUGAGAAUAAAUACAGGCAAAAACACCACGCUGAAGUUUAGCGAGAGGAAAGAGCAGAAGGAACACUCGAAGAGGAAAAAGAAAAACGGCCACAACAAUGGACAUGCUCAUCACGAACUUCACAAAAUCACAACACCAGCAGACAUUUACAGGUUAUUUGUGGAUGUGAAGAAUGGGGAACCCAUUCCUAGGAAGUCCAUCCUGAAGUCACGCAGUCGAGAGAACAGCGUGUGCAGCGACACAAGCGAGAGCAGCGCCGCGGACUUUGAAGAGCGUAGAAUGAUGGGACGCAGCUUCAGCCACGACGAGGCAACGCACAGCGACACCAGCGAUGGCAUCACAGAGGAGGACAGUCCCACAGCAGUACUGCUGCAACCUCCCAGCAGAUUUGAGGCUUUUUCAGGUACAGUGAUCGAAAAGGAUCCGAUGCCCUCAGCUGUCCCCCAUCUGACUAUCUCUCCUCCAGCUCUGCCAACAAUACUGGAGAGGAAACAGGAGGAGGUGGCGCCUGACGUUGCCCCACCCCAGCAGGCCCCAAAAAGGGUGUCGAAGUUCAAAGCUGCCAGAUUGCAGCAGAAAUGACUGUUAAGGAGUAAAUAAUCUGCUUUUAUAUUAACAUCUUUUGUGAAGCCUUUGUUUCUCUCUAGUAACCGAACGAAAAACAAAGCAUACGCUCAUUUCUUUGCACGUCUUUCAUCCACUGAUGGGGUUUUUCUGUUUGUGUCUGUAAGGUAGAACACUUAACAAAUCAACCUUGUGCGUAACACUGCUUUUUAACAAGCCGCAGACGUGGGUUAAUGCAGUCUCUUUUGCUUAUCUGCUACAAAAGGCAUUCUCCUUUUAGGCUUGUUUAAGCAGUUUGCUGUCUGUCAUAAGUUUACCUGCCUACUUUUCUGUUGAUCUGUGAUAUUGCCAGGUUAAGUCAGACUGUAGGCUUUGCCGUAUAGGAUGAGUUGCCUUGUUUGUUUUUUUUUUUCUUUUCGCCCUGUAUUGAUCAUUAAACAAAAUCAGGUCUUUCUAGUUCUCAUUUGACCUUCUGUUGACCUGCCUACUGAAUGUAUGCAUUCCUUUGUGGCAAGAUUUAUGUAAAACAGAAAAAAAUAUUGAUGGAAAGUAAAAGAAAAAUAAAUGAUUUUGACUAUAAAUCUUGGUUCCUUUUUGUUCCAGAAAGGAGAAAAUAAUUCUUCCUCUCUUACAGAAGGAGAUGGAUCUAUAUUUCAUUUAUGUUCUGCUGACAGAGCUUUAUUGU
Molecule: messenger RNA, 2186 nt
Organism: Archocentrus centrarchus (flier cichlid)
Lineage: Eukaryota; Metazoa; Chordata; Actinopteri; Cichliformes; Cichlidae
Gene: uri1
Product: URI1 prefoldin like chaperone
Exons: 11
Coding region: 206-1519 (437 amino acids)
Biological process (GO): negative regulation of transcription by RNA polymerase II; negative regulation of phosphatase activity
Molecular function (GO): transcription corepressor activity; phosphatase inhibitor activity; chromatin binding
Source: RefSeq, a predicted model, not a curated record